AUGUUUAUCGAGAGCUUUAAGGUCGAAAGCCCUAACGUUAGGUACACAGAGAGUGAGAUUCACUCGGUCUACAGCUACGAAACCACGGAGCUCGUCCACGAGAACAGAAAUGGCGGCUACCAGUGGAUCGUGAAGCCCAAGACUGUUCAAUACGAGUUCAAAACAGAGACCCAUGUCCCUAAAUUAGGGGUUAUGCUUGUCGGCUGGGGAGGUAACAAUGGCACAACCCUUACUGCUGGUGUGAUUGCUAACAGGGAAGGGAUUUCAUGGGCAACAAAGGACAAAGUGCAGCAGGCUAAUUAUUUUGGGUCAUUGACUCAGGCAUCCUCCAUUAGAGUUGGGUCCUUUAAUGGUGAAGAGAUCUAUGCUCCAUUCAAAAGCUUGCUCCCUAUGGUCAACCCGGAUGACAUUGUGUUUGGGGGAUGGGACAUAAGCAACAUGAACUUGGCUGAUGCAAUGGGCCGGGCCAAGGUCUUGGACAUAGAUCUUCAGAAGCAACUGAGGCCCUAUAUGGAGCACAUGGUCCCACUUCCCGGAAUAUACGACCCAGAUUUCAUUGCGGCCAAUCAAGGCUCGCGGGCCAACAAUGUCAUCAAAGGCACCAAGAAGGAACAAGUCGAACAAGUCAUCAAGGACAUCAGGGAGUUUAAGGAGAAAAACAAAGUGGACAAGGUUGUGGUGUUGUGGACAGCCAACACAGAGAGAUACAGCAAUGUUGUUGUUGGGCUAAACGACUCGAUGGAAAACUUAAUGUCCUCGGUCGAGAAAAACGAGUCCGAGAUCUCUCCUUCAACUCUGUUUGCUAUAGCCUGCGUUCUUGAAAAUGUGCCUUUCAUAAAUGGCAGCCCACAGAACACUUUUGUUCCAGGGCUGAUUGAGUUGGCCAUCCAGAGGAAUAGUCUCAUUGGUGGAGACGAUUUCAAGAGCGGUCAAACUAAGAUGAAAUCCGUGCUGGUGGAUUUUCUCGUUGGAGCUGGUAUUAAGCCAACAUCUAUAGUGAGCUACAACCAUCUUGGAAAUAACGAUGGCAUGAAUCUAUCGGCUCCACAAACCUUUAGAUCAAAGGAGAUCUCAAAGAGCAAUGUGGUGGAUGAUAUGGUUGCAAGUAAUGGCAUUCUUUAUGAACCGGGAGAGCACCCGGAUCAUGUUGUCGUUAUAAAGUAUGUUCCGUACGUUGGAGAUAGCAAGAGAGCGAUGGAUGAGUACACAUCCGAGAUAUUCAUGGGCGGAAAAAGCACGAUUGUGUUGCACAACACUUGUGAGGACUCUCUUUUGGCCGCACCGAUUAUCCUCGACUUGGUGCUACUUGCCGAACUUAGCACCCGUAUUCAGCUCAAGGCCGAAGGAGAGGGCAAAUUUCAUCCUUUCCACCCUGUGGCCACUAUCCUUAGCUACCUAACAAAAGCCCCUCUUGUGCCUCCGGGAACACCGGUCGUGAAUGCCCUUUCGAAACAGAGGGCAAUGCUGGAGAACAUAUUGAGGGCUUGUGUUGGAUUGGCUCCUGAGAACAACAUGAUUUUGGAGUACAAAUGA
Molecule: messenger RNA, 1533 nt
Organism: Striga hermonthica
Lineage: Eukaryota; Viridiplantae; Streptophyta; Magnoliopsida; Lamiales; Orobanchaceae
Source: the annotation of a GenBank genome assembly